UCCUCCCUCAUCAGAAGCGAUCAAACCUCAAAGCUCAAAAAAAAUGUCUGAUUCUUCCCCAAGCCACGACUCUCCACCUCCUCCUCCGGCGACCACCGGCGUCUCAGAAACCACCACCGAAUCUACCAACGCGAAAUGUCAAACAGCUCUCCAAUCCCUAUCCUCGAUCGUCACAACCGCGACCAUCCCUCCCACCAUCUCCCUCCUCCUCGAAGACGACGCCGUCUCCGCCGCGAUCUCCUCUCUCCUCCACCUCCCAGACUCAGGCGCCGGAGACAACAACCUCUGCCGCUGGCUCUACGACACCUUCCAGUCCGCGGAGCCUCCCCUCCAGCUCCUCGUCCUCCGCUUCGUCCCCUUGAUCGCCGGACUCUACCUCUCCCGCGUCCCUCUCCGUCAGCCACAAGCCGGAUUCGAAGCUGUCUUACUCGCUCUCUACGCGCACGAGACCACCUCGCGCGCCGGCCAGGCGGUAACCGUCAACAUCCCCGAUCUCUCUCACCCCAGCAUUUACCACGAGUCGAAAGGAGGUCCGGUUAAAAACAACUCCACGUGUCUCAACAUAGCAGUUAUCUCCUCGACGCUUGAUCCGCACGGUACCGUGAGAUCCACGCGAAGGGCGAGGAUCGUCGGCGUGGCAUUGGAGCUUUACUAUAGUAAGAUCACGUGGAUGCCACGUGAGUCCAAGCUUAACUUGUGCGAGGCGUGCGAGAAAUGGGCUGGGCAGAGGAACGGGGAGACGGAGGAGCAGGGCUCACGAGGUUUGAUGAUCCCUGAGGAAGAGAGUAGUGUUGUGGCCGUGGGAGGAGGAAGGUCUGAGAGAGACAGCGGACGGAUUCCGCUGCCGUGGGAGCUUGUGCAGCCGAUUCUGAGGAUAUUAGGGCAUUGCUUGAUGGGGGGAGAUAGGGAAGUGGCGGAGGCGGGGAGUAAGGCUUGUCAGAGUUUGUAUCUAAGGUCUUUGCAUGAUAUUAACCCUAAGGCGAUUCUGGCUACGGGGAGUCUUCUACGGCUCAGGGAGAUGGCUCUUGAUCCUAAGAACCAGAUUGAUCACACUGAGAUAUCACAGGACAACAUUCUAUCCGUCUGAACACUUCAGUUUGCUGUUCUGUUUU
Molecule: messenger RNA, 1112 nt
Organism: Raphanus sativus (radish)
Lineage: Eukaryota; Viridiplantae; Streptophyta; Magnoliopsida; Brassicales; Brassicaceae
Exons: 1
Coding region: 44-1087 (347 amino acids)
Biological process (GO): protein localization to plasma membrane; phosphatidylinositol phosphate biosynthetic process
Cellular component (GO): plasma membrane
Source: RefSeq, a predicted model, not a curated record